Messenger RNA from Peronospora matthiolae, 519 nucleotides. NCBI's taxonomy places the organism in Eukaryota, Oomycota, Peronosporomycetes, Peronosporales, Peronosporaceae. The record is from the annotation of a GenBank genome assembly.
AUGCACUCGCGUCGACCCGAGACAUUGAAGAUUGACAUCUCCAAGUAUAGGGGAGUCGAAGAGGACUCCCUCUUGAGAUGGUUCGUCGAAUUAGACGACGCCAUAAGGGCGCGUCGCAUCGACGAAGGCGAUAUGCAAGUUGCAUUUGCCCAAUCAAAUUUGGCAGGACGUGCCAAGACUUGGGCAUUGGGGCUCAAGUUGCGCGACCCAUAUGCGUUUGGGUCGUUGGAAAUCUUCAAGUCGCGGCUCAGACAAACGUUUGAACCGCCUAGAGCUGAGUUCAGAGCUCGAACCGAACUCUUGAAGCUCAAGCAGGGUAAGCGUGAUGUGCACGCUUACGCGCAACAUAUACGACAUCUCACGAGUUGUAUAAGUUCCAACCCGGUUGAUGAACACACGUUGGUUUCGGUGUUCACGCAGGGUCUUGCGGAUGUUCCCGUCAAGACUCACCUGUUCCGACUUGAACUAGAUUCACUAGAGCAAGCCAUUUCCAUUGCGGAACAGAAGACUUCAGUCUGA